GGUCUGCAGAGCACUCGAGUCGGACGCUUUCACUCCUCCCCUCUCCUCACCAUGUCGUCUAGCAUCGAGCUCAUCAACCCCAAGGCGGAGAGCGUCAGGAGGGCCGCCGCGCUCCAGGUUAACACUACCGGAGCGAUGGGUCUUGCUGCUGUGGUAAAGGGCAACCUCGGCCCAAGGGGAACCCUGAAGAUGCUCGUCGAUGGCUCAGGUCAAAUCAAAAUGACCAAGGACGGCAAAGUCCUUCUCUCCGAGAUGCAGAUCCAAAAUCCUACUGCGGCUAUGAUUGCACGUACUGCAGUUGCUCAGGAUGAUCAGGUCGGUGACGGCACCACCUCCGUCGUUCUCCUCGUCGGCGAGCUCCUCAAGCAAGCCGAUCGCUACAUCUCCGAAGGUGUCCAUCCUACUGUGAUCGGCCAAGGUUUUGACAUCGCAAAGAAGGAGGCUCUUGCAUUUCUUGAUACGUUCAAGAGGCCAGUCAAGCUUGACCGCGCAACCCUCAUUAACGUCGCAUACACCUCUCUUGCCACCAAAGUCAACUCCGCACUCGCAAAACAACUCGCAGCAGAUGUCGUCGAUGCUGUCCUUACCAUCCGACCCCCUGCCCCUGCAACAAAUGCGCCUGACCAGUUCCGCGAGCCCAUCGAUCUUCAUAUGAUUGAGAUCAUGAAGAUGCAGCACAGGACAGCGUCAGAAACGCAGCUCGUGCGCGGCCUCGUCCUCGACCACGGCGCACGGCACCCGGACAUGCCGAAGCGCGUCGAGAACGCGUUCAUCUUGACGUUGAACGUCUCUCUCGAGUACGAGAAAACCGAGGUCAACUCGGGCUUCUUCUACUCGUCCGCGGAGCAGCGCGAGAAGCUCGUCGAGUCCGAGCGGCGCUUCACGGACCAGAAGGUGAAGAAGAUCGUCGAGCUCAAGAACCUCGUCUGCGACCAGGCCGUCGGGAGCAACGAGCGCAAGAAGAACUUCGUGAUCAUCAACCAAAAGGGCAUCGACCCUCUCAGUCUCGACAUCCUCGCCAAGCACGGCAUCUUUGCCCUCCGCCGCGCGAAGCGCCGCAACAUGGAGCGCCUACAGCUCAUUUGCGGCGGCGUCGCGCAGAACUCGGUCGACGACCUGACGCCGGAGGUGCUCGGGUGGGCGGGGCUCGUGUAUGAGCACACGCUGGGCGAAGAGAAGUUCACGUUCAUCGAGGACGUCAAGGAGCCGAAGGGCGUCACGCUCCUCAUCAAGGGCCCGAACCCGCACACGAUCCAGCAGACGCAGGACGCGCUGCGCGACGGCCUGCGCGCGGUCAAGAACGCGAUCGAGGACGAGGCGCUCAUCCCUGGGGCCGGCGCGUUCGAGGUCGCGUGUGCGGCUCACCUUGUCGGCGCGGUGAAGACCGCCGCGAAGGGCCGCGCGAAGAUGGGCGUGAGCGCGUUCGCGGAGGCGUUGUUGAUCAUCCCGAAGACCCUCGCUGCGAACGGCGGGUUUGACGUUCAAGAUGUGAUUGUCGCGCUCCAGGACGAGCAGGCCGAAGGCAAUGCAGUCGGUAUCGACCUCGAGUCCGGAGAGCCCUUCGACCCCACCGUACAAGGUGUCUGGGACAACUACCGUGUAAAGAGGCAGAUGCUCCACUCAUGCUCGGUCAUCGCGGUCAACCUGUUGUCGACGGACGAGAUUUUGCGUGCGGGACGGAGUUCAUUGAAACCGGACGGGCAGCAGUAGAGUCUAGACGUUCAAAGUAGCAGAUGUACUGAUAUUACACCACCCAUAACCAUUCGACAUUUU
Molecule: messenger RNA, 1773 nt
Organism: Trametes versicolor FP-101664 SS1
Lineage: Eukaryota; Fungi; Basidiomycota; Agaricomycetes; Polyporales; Polyporaceae
Product: chaperonin-containing T-complex zeta subunit Cct6
Exons: 8
Coding region: 52-1710 (552 amino acids)
Biological process (GO): protein folding
Cellular component (GO): chaperonin-containing T-complex
Molecular function (GO): ATP-dependent protein folding chaperone; ATP binding; ATP hydrolysis activity
Source: RefSeq, a predicted model, not a curated record